GUACUUCCGCUUCAGGAAAAGGCGGGUGAACGCUCCGCGUUGAGACUGAGCCGAGACGCCCGAGCGAUGGCGUGCACGAGGGGAGCGCUCAUCGUGCUGGAGGGGGUGGACAAGGCUGGGAAAACUACCCAGUGUAAGCGGCUCCUUGAGGCGCUGCGACGGAGCGGCCGCCCCGCGGAGAUGAUGCGGUUCCCCGACAGGACCACGGCCAUCGGACAGCUGAUCAGCGCCUACCUGGAGAAGAAGAGCGACUUGGAGGACCACACGGUGCACCUGCUGUUCUCCGCCAACCGCUGGGAACUGGUGCCUCUCAUGAGGAAGAAGCUGGAGCAAGGCAUCACUCUGAUCGUGGACCGGUACGCCUUCUCCGGAGUCGCUUUCACCAGCGCAAAGCCGGGUUUCUGUCUGGACUGGUGCAUGAAAGCCGACGUGGGGCUGCCAAAGCCAGACCUGGUCAUGUUCCUGCAGCUCAGUCCGGCCGAGGCCUCCCUCAGGGGUCAGUUUGGAGAGGAGCGAUACGAGACCGGGGUUUUCCAAAGUGUGGUUCAACAGAGGUUUGAGGAGCUGAGGAAAGAUUCCUCCAUCAACUGGCAGGUGAUCGACGCUUCUCAGAGUGUUGAGGAUGUGCACAAGAACAUCACGACCCACAGCCUCAACACCGUCGACACGGCUCACAACCUGCCACUCGGAGAGCUGUGGAAGUGAACCGGAAAUGACUGAAGCAGAAGAAAAUAGCAAAUAUAAUAUCAUUCCAUCUUGGAAUUGAAGAGAGACAUACCACUGUCCAAUACCAGAUUCUGACUUUAUUUGUUUUUAAUCCUCUUACAUGUAUUGUUCUUUCACGUGUCUAUAUUCUGUGUUGAUUAAAUAAAUAAUCUUCAAAUGAA
Messenger RNA from Cyclopterus lumpus (lumpfish), 887 nucleotides. RefSeq names its product deoxythymidylate kinase (thymidylate kinase) (gene dtymk). The transcript has 5 exons. Bases 67 to 705 code for a protein of 212 amino acids. The record is from RefSeq and is a predicted model, not a curated record. Lineage: Eukaryota; Metazoa; Chordata; Actinopteri; Perciformes; Cyclopteridae. Gene Ontology annotation, biological process: dUDP biosynthetic process; dTTP biosynthetic process; dTDP biosynthetic process. Gene Ontology annotation, molecular function: dTMP kinase activity; ATP binding. Gene Ontology annotation, cellular component: cytosol; cytoplasm; nucleus.